UAAAACUAAGAGAGCAAAAAGAUUUCUUGAGAAGAGAGAACCCAAACUUAAAGAAAAUACAAAAAAUGCUAUGCUCAUAAAAGGAGGAAAUGCAAACUUAACAGUGACUGAAGUGCUUAAAGACAUUUAUGCUGUGAAGAAGCCUUUUGCUGUACUGUAUAAAAAGAAAAAUAUUACUAGGCCUUUUGAGGAUCAAACAUCAUUGGAAUUUUUUUCCAAGAAAUCAGAUUGUUCUUUGUUUCUGUUUGGCUCUCAUAACAAGAAGCGACCUAACAACCUGAUAAUAGGUCGCAUGUUUGACUAUCAUGUCCUAGACAUGAUUGAGCUAGGCGUUGAGAAGUUUGUAUCCCUAAAAGAUGUUAAGAACAGUAAAUGUCCUGAAGGAACAAAACCUAUGUUGAUAUUUGCUGGUGACAUGUUUGAUGUAAAUGAAGAAUACAGAAGACUGAAGAGCCUUCUUAUUGAUUUCUUCAGAGGUCCUAGCGUGCCCAGUAUCCGUCUGGCUGGUUUAGAGUAUGUUUUGCAUUUCACAGCUGUAGAUGGGAAAAUUUACAUGCGAAGCUAUAAGGUGCUUCUGAAGAAAUCUGGCUGUAAAAUACCAAGAAUUGAACUGGAAGAGAUGGGACCUUCCUUAGACCUCGUUAUGAGGAGGACACAUUUAGCUUCAGAUGACCUUUAUAAGCUAUCUUUAAAACAACCAAAAGCCCUGAAGCCUAAGAAGAAAAAGAAUAUCUCCCAUGAUGUGUUUGGUACAACUUACGGUCGAAUCCACAUGCAGAAGCAAGAUCUUAGUAAACUGCAGACGCGAAAAAUGAAAGGGUUAAAAAAGAGGCCAGCAGAGAAGUCAGCUGAAGAUGGUGGGGUUAGUCCCAAAAAGUCAAAAUCAGCUUGAUAGUCUGGAACAGCUUUGAAAACUCUUUGUACCUUCAAAGAUAGUAUAUAUAUUGUAAUAUAACUGUGUCAGGCAUAAAAGAUUCAGCAGCUGUUAGUUUUAUAUAAAAAUCUUUUUAAUCAUUGGUUAUUUUAAAGGGAACAUGGGGGUAUUGAGCUUUAACAUGGAACUUGGUUAUUUAAAAUAAAAAAUGUGAUAUAACUUGCUUAGUUUUCC
Molecule: messenger RNA, 1108 nt
Organism: Nipponia nippon (crested ibis)
Lineage: Eukaryota; Metazoa; Chordata; Aves; Pelecaniformes; Threskiornithidae
Source: RefSeq, a predicted model, not a curated record